AUGCCGGCAUAUCAAAAAUAUAAGAAGUUGGGUGAAGUGGACAUUACAGAUUUUAAUAAUGAUGAAUGUAAUAAAUUAGAAGAUAGUGAUGACGGGGAUAAAAGACUUUGUAAUCAGGUAAUGAAAAACUUAUCAAUAUUAAAAGAUAAACAGGGUAAAGAACAAAAAGAUGGCUGUUUUUACUUUCAGAACUGGCUCCACGAUCAGAUAAAGGGAAAAUAUUAUAAUGGAAAAGUUCAAAGCAGUAAAUAUUCUAUUGCUAAUAGACUUUUUGAUUUUGUAGCAGAAGAUAUCUUAUUAAAUGGUAUCAGUGAAGCUUGUAAAGGAAAUAGUUUUGGUAAUCCAGAAACCUGGAAAAAAGAGAAAGAUUUACAUGAUUAUUUUGAAAAUUUUGAAAACAUUAAAUGCAAGGAUUCUGAUAGAGAUGAGUGCGAAAAAUACGUGAAAUAUGUUACGUAUAUUCAGCCUAUGUAUGAAGGAAAAACUGAUGAAUGGUGUUAUGAAGGAGAAUUAGAUCCAUUAUGUAACCUACCUAUUAAAUGUGAUGAUAAGUACGAUACUAAAGGAUUAGUAGCUGAAUUAAAAAAAACUUCAACAUCUUUGGAUAUUCCAUCAAGAGAUAGCCAUGAACAGGCUUUUAAUGCUGCAACAACUUACAAUUCAGGCAUUAGUAGCGAUGCAGGACAUGAAUCCCUGGCAGUUGUUCCUAGUACUUUGGAAAGAGUAUCUGAUAAGGUGGACUCAAACUUUAUUCGUAACAUCAUCAUGGCUGUAGCUGUCCUUGGGACAAUCUUCUAUCUUUUCUACAACAGCAGGUCCUCUCGAUUAGAACCAAGUUCUCGCAAAAGAAAACAAAAAAAAUUAUUUGAACAUAAUUACUACGAAGAGUAUGAAAAAGAGGCAGGAAUGUAUGAUUCAGAGGAAACGUUUUUAGAUUCAGAAAUGGAUCGAUUAUAUUUAAAUUAUCAUCCUGAUCAAGACUAUAAUUACUAA
Molecule: messenger RNA, 993 nt
Organism: Plasmodium cynomolgi strain B
Lineage: Eukaryota; Apicomplexa; Aconoidasida; Haemosporida; Plasmodiidae
Product: CYIR protein
Exons: 3
Coding region: 1-993 (330 amino acids)
Source: RefSeq, a predicted model, not a curated record